AUGAAUUUCUUUAUUUUCUAUGCAAAUCUUUUCUUCUUCAACCCGAUUGAUGCGCAAAUUGCUGAGCUAUUGAGUGGAUCGACGGUUACGCCUCCACCUUGGUCGGAAAGCAACUCAACACUCAGAAAUGUCACUUUUAAAGUGGGAAUGAUCGUCACCGAAGUUCUCCAGCCGCAAAUCGGUUUCUCAACGACUGGCGGAGUGAUCACGUUGGCUUUACAGCAAAUCAGAAAACUCCAUCUACUCGAUGCGAUCGAUUUUGAAUUUGUCGUCAAUUACACCGAUUGCACUGAGUCAAAUGCGGCUGGGAUUGCGGUCGAUUUGAUGAAAGAUUUGAAUGUCGAUGUCAUCAUUGGUCCGCCUUGUAGAAAUGCCAUCAUUCCAACGGGGAUUUUGAGCGGAUACUACGAGACACUCCAGGUAGCAUGGGGCUACGCAUCGGCCGCAACUCUAUCCGAUAACACCCGUUUCCCAUAUUUGUCUGUCAUUUCAGCCAAUUAUAGACAACUUGGCUACGCUUUCGCCGCCCUCAACGAACUCUACGAUUGGGACGUUGUCGGACUCUUCUAUGCCGACGAUGGGUAUGGAGCUUGCAUCGAUAUGAUGGGUGAUGUCUCCGACGCUCUGGCCGACCCAUCCACAUAUCAAUCGACCAUCUCCACUUCGCAACGAGUCAAUGCUGGCAGUGCUCGUUCAGCGAUCGUCACAGCUCUACAGAAAAUGAAAUCCAGAGCGAGAAUUUUUGGUGUUUGUUUACCGGAUGAUGCGACGAAACGCGAUUUCUUAAUCGCCACGGCGGAAGCUGGCAUGAAUAGCUCCGAGUACGUGUACGUCCUUCUCGACGAUCGUGGCUUCGGCUUCGGCCAAUUGGGCGUCUCCUCCACGGCACCAAAACUUGAAGACAGCGGACUGACACCGAUGUGGAUUGAUACGGUCAAUGGGAAUGCUGAUGGCAUGGAUUCUGUGGCACAACAGGCUGCAACGAGAGUGCUCGUGAAUACUCAAAAAGCCAUUAUCGAUCGUACUAGUGAUUAUGACGCUUUCAUGUAUUAUGCGAUCGACUUGCGAAACGAUGGCACGAUCGACAACGAAACUUCUGUCGAAUUGGCGCCCACAGUGUUGGAAGACGUGAAAAGUUAUCCAUUCUAUUGUACAACUGGCGAUUGUCUUGAGAAUGAGCAAAGAUAUACAGCGAUUGGCUCAUUCGGGCAACAACUCUAUGACGCUUUCAUGUAUUAUGCGUAUUGCUUAAACGCUUCGAUCACAUUAGAUCCGCAAAAUGGACUCAACAAUAAAACAGUGUUUCGUCAAGUCCGAACAAGUGUUGAAUUCCCUGGCUGGUCUGGAUCAAUUGCAAUGACUCCAAAUGCUACUCGAGUUCCGUAUUUCUAUGCUUACGGUGUUUCAAGUGUCGGGAAAGUGCAGCGAUUGGUGAAUCUGAGUUGGGCCGGUUUUGGGGACUAUAUUGAAGCGAAAAUCAACUACGAGAACGCGGCUGCGACAAUUUGGAUAAACCGUGGAGGUGUGCAACCGCUAGCCACACCAAUUUGCGGUUUCUCCGGCAACAGUUGCCCGAUGACCACCUGGCAACAAAGCGGCGUCUACAUUGUGGCUGGCGCUGGAAUCGCUCUCUUGCUCUUCAUUUGCUUUUUUAUCUUCAUUAUUUAUGUGAUUCGGGAAAAGCGUAAAGAGAAAAGAAGACAAGAUUCCGAGUGGCAAAUCCCGUACUAUACGCUAGAAAGAUCUGCCUCCAGUCGGAUCGAAGAGAAGAGCCAUCACUCAUUAGCAUCAUCGAAAUCGUCUCACUCGAAAUUCUCGGUGAACAGCAAGGCUGAAACAGCAACUGCCGCCUAUUUCGUGCUGUGGGGUGAACCCGUUUACGCGUACAAAUACAAAUCGCUCACCAAACUUGGACCGAAAGAUUUUGAUGAGUUCAGACUGAUGCGAAAACUAGAGCACGACAAUGUGCAUCGUUUUAUUGGGAUUUGUCAUGAUCACACCCCGAUGAUGUCCAUUUGGAAAUUAGCGAGUCGAGGAACCGUUGAGGAAGUAAUAGCGAAAGGCUCGAUCAAUCUGGAUGCCUAUUUUGCGAUCUCUUUACUUCGCGACCUCGCUAAUGGUCUCUCAUUCAUUCACAAGUCGUUUCUCGGUUUUCACGGAAACUUGAGCUCGUCGACUUGUUGGAUCGAUGAUCGUUGGCAGUUGAAAGUUAGCGGCUUUGGGUGCACAGCGCUGAGAGCUGGAGAGAAAGUGCACAAACGGGAAAUGCUAUAUUAUGCUCCAGAAUUGCUGCGAGCUCCCACAAAGAUUUUCACGAAAGAAGCCGACAUUUACGCUUUCGGCAUCAUAUGCUCGGAGAUCGUGACUAGGAAAUCCGUUUACGAUUUGGAGAAUCGAAAUGAAAAAGUUGAAGAGAUUCUUCACCAAGUCAAAAAGGGUAAUCCAACGAUUCCGAUGCGGCCUCAGCUCAUCAUUCCUGAGGAAAUCGAGCUGCAUCCAGCUGCUACUCACAUGAUUCGAGAUUGUUGGUCAGAAGAAGCUGAAUCUCGACCAACUAUCGGCACCGUUAGAACAAUCAUUAAAUCAAUGAAUCAACAAGAUGGAAGUCAACAAAACUUGAUGGAUCACGUUUUUAAUCUCAUGGAGAAAUAUGCAGAGACACUGGAGAAAGAGGUCCAAGAUCGCAUGGUUGAGCUCGUGGAAGAGAAAAAGAAAAGCGAUAUCUUAUUGUAUCGAAUGUUGCCAAAACAAGUGGCUGAUCGACUGAAAUUAGGUCAAAUGGUUGAGCCGGAAUCGUUUGAAAGUGUCACAAUUUUCUUCUCCGAUGUCGUUCAAUUCACGAAUUUGGCUGCAAAAUGCUCUCCGUUACAAAUCGUCAACCUCCUCAACGAUCUCUACACGACAUUUGAUCAGAUUAUUGAGCAACAUUCUGUGUAUAAGGUAGAAACAAUCGGUGAUGGUUAUCUUUGCGUUUCUGGUCUUCCGCAUCGAAAUGGAAUCCAACACGUGAAAGAUAUCGCUGAAAUGUCUCUAGACUUUUUGAGAGCAGUACAAGUUCAUCGAGUGCCUCAUCUUCCAUCUGAAAGGAUCAAUCUUCGAAUUGGAAUGCAUUCUGGCUCUUGUGUGGCUGGAGUGGUCGGUCUAGCCAUGCCAAGAUAUUGCUUGUUUGGUGACACGGUGAAUACAGCGUCCAGGAUGGAAAGCAAUGGGAAACCUGGUCGAAUUCAUAUGUCUGGUGAAUCUGUUUCUUUGUUAACGGCAAUCGGUGGGUAUGAGAUAGAACCGCGAGGAGAAGUCAUCAUAAAGGGCAAAGGAGUGAUGGAGACAUUUUGGCUAAACGGAAAAACGAGCUGCUCCCCGUCGCCGAUUCAAUCGAAUAUCGAUGACGCACUGCCUGCUUCGAGAUUUCGAGCAAGAUCCCCUCUAAUCACUCCACCGAUGCAAGAUGAGACUCGUCUACAAACGCCUGAUCUUCACGAGAUUCCGCCAUCAUAUGAAGACGCGAAA
Messenger RNA from Mesorhabditis belari, 3507 nucleotides. NCBI's taxonomy places the organism in Eukaryota, Metazoa, Nematoda, Chromadorea, Rhabditida, Rhabditidae. The record is from the annotation of a GenBank genome assembly.